AAAAAAUAUAAAUGCACCGGAAAGAGAAAGUCCAAGUCAGACUAUCAUCAAAUUUUGAAUAGAAGUUUUGGUACUCCUAGCGUUAUCGUGUUAAAUGAAUUUUUACGCAGUUCUCCUUGUAUUUAUUUCGGUGUACGUAGCAGAUUCGAGAACUUAUGCUGCAAUUACCUGUGGCCCGGAUGACAUUUAUUUGACAAAUCCUGCUGAUUGUGGUUCAUAUUAUCAAUGUUCUAAUGGAGUACCUUAUCUCCAGCAUUGUGCACCCACUCACAGCGGAUCAUUGGUUUUCGAUCCAAGCUUAAACGUUUGCGUUCAGCCCAGUGAAUACGAUUGUGCGAAAUCAGUGACAAUAACAAAAUCUCCAGAAACAACAACAGAACCUCCUGAAACAACAACCGAACCUCCAGAAGCUCCGACAGAUCCUCCAGAAGUUGCAACACAGCCUCCAGAAAUAACGGUAGAACCUACGGAAGGUGAAGCAUUUGGUCCAUGUCAUGGUAACAGCUAUUUCGUGAAUCCUGAUGAUUGUGGCUCAUUUUUUCAAUGUGAAGAUGGGGUGACUAAUCUAAUCCAUUGUCCACUCACUCAUAGUGGAUCAUUGGUUUUCGAUCCAAGUUUAAACGUUUGCGUUUGGCCCAGUGAAUACGAUUGUACGAAAUCAGUGACAACAACACAACCUCCAGAAACAAUAACAGAACCUCCAGUAACAACCACAGAACCUCCAGAAACAACCACAGAAACUCCAGAACCUGUAGAAGCAACAACAGAAGCAUUUGGUACAUGUCAUGGUCACACCUAUUUGGUGAACCCUGACGACUGCAGGUCAUUUUAUCAAUGUACUAAUGGAGUGGCUGAACUCAUCCAUUGUCCAUCCACUCAUGAUGGGUCUUUGGUUUUCGAUCCAAGUUUAAACGUUUGCGUUUGGCCCAGUGAAUACGAUUGUACAAAAUCAGUGACAACAAUUGAACCUCCAGAAACAACAACAGAACCUCCAGAAACAACACCAGAUACAUUCAAUCCUUGUCAUGAGUUUAGUCACCCUACAACUUGUCUGAGUUCACCAAAUAAUUGCUCGUUCUGCUUCGAUACCUGUUUCCGCGAUGGUGCUGUCGACAUGAUUCGUUGUGAUAAAUAUGAAAAUCUACUUAAGGCUGGCUGUCAUACGUUCAAGCUUAAUCGAACAGAAUACGAUUCUGUGGUAAAGACAAGUCCUAACUGCAGUACUUGGUUACCGUUAGAGCCUGGUAAAAAGCGAAAAUUUUCAGUAACAUUCAGCUUGGAAAAACAUCCGCUAGACUUGUAUUACCUUAUGGAUUUUUCCGGGUCUAUGUCCGAUGACAAAUCAAAUCUUAUCACGCUUAGUUCAGGACUUCUCGAAACACUCGCAAAUUUGACUGAUGAUUUUCACAUUGGGUUCGGUACUUUUGUUGACAAACCAAUAUCUCCAUUUGGUGCACGUGGAGAUUAUAGCUUUCACAACGACUUUCCGUUGACUUCUGAGACCGAUGGUUUCGUAACGAAAAUUAGUGAUAUACCAAUCAAGGGUGGUGGUGAUGGGCCUGAGUCACACGCAGAUGCUCUAGUUCAAGUAGUUGAAUGUUCCGAUCAAAUCGGUUGGAGAAACAACACCAGACGAGUUGUUUUAUUGGCUACGGAUAUUUAUUUUCAUAUUGCGGGUGAUGGACGAAGAUCCAAUAUAAACGAUCCAUAUGUUGAUGGAUGUUAUUUAGAUUCCCUUGGUGCCUAUACUGAAGAACUAACGAUGGACUAUCCGUCUGUAGAGCAACUUGCAAACGCUUACUCUAAAAAACAAGCCACAACAACAGCCAUAUUUGCAACCGGCUCCAGUACAGUAAAGUUUUACGAAGAAGUUGCUUCCCAGUUUAAGUCUGCAUAUGUUGGCGUUCUGAAGACAGACUCGUCAAAUGUUCUCGAGCUAAUCAAAAAUGAAUUUGCCAAAAUUGACUCCAGGAUGGAAAUCGAAAAAAGUGAUACGACGGACUCGGUUUCGUUUAAAUAUUUUUCCAAUUGCAUGAAUUCUGAUGAUGAACGUGAGACCACAAUUUGUGAACAUUUGCCGAAAACGGGUGAGGUUACCUUCGUUGUGGAAAUUGAUUUGGCAGAGUGCCCUUCGGACAAAGACGAAACUGGUAUGAAGUUUGAUCUGAAUCCGGUUGGGCUGCCAAUUUUCAUUGAAGUGGAAUUGAGUUAUCUAUGCGAUUAAUUCAUUUCAAAUUGAUGAAGAAAUGACGUGAGAAAUGAGCAUUCAAAUCAUUUAAUUAAAAUAUAACUAUCAAAUGCA
This is a messenger RNA of Bradysia coprophila, 2302 nucleotides long. RefSeq lists its product as uncharacterized. Gene Ontology annotation, cellular component: integrin complex; focal adhesion; extracellular region. The record is from RefSeq and is a predicted model, not a curated record. NCBI's taxonomy places the organism in Eukaryota, Metazoa, Arthropoda, Insecta, Diptera, Sciaridae. Gene Ontology annotation, molecular function: integrin binding; chitin binding. Gene Ontology annotation, biological process: cell-cell adhesion; cell-matrix adhesion; cell migration.